GAUAUUGAUAUUGAAGCAAUGCUUGAGGCUCCUUACAAGAAGACUUGCCUAACGAUAUCUCACCUCUACUCCCAUGAAUUCACCUUUGAUUCCAGUGUGAACUGUCAAUCAUAAGGGCGAGAUGUGUGACAGAGGUGGCAUCAAGCUCUUACAGUCCCAACCCUCCAACGGAAAUGGGCGAAGAUCUCAGGAAUGGCAUCGGUCACAGGAAAUCGAUAGUGGCUGGCUGCUAGCAUGGCCACUUGGGGCUUAGGCAGAAAUAGAGCCAUGGUACUGACCAAAGGGACCAUAGAACGUGGAAUAAAACUCAAACCAGGACUUCAUUCAUGUUUUAUAGAAAUCCUAUUUAACCACUUCAACACUGUAAAUCUGGAUAACUUAAUACCUAACUAUAUAAGAACGUAAAAUUUAACAUGUUAAUAUGCAUUUUUAUUUUUGUAUCUUGAUGACUUAAUUGUAAGCAACAAAGUGGUUAAACACAUGCCCAUCUAAAUUUUUUUGUAGCCUUCCAUGUUGAACUAUAAAUAAGUAAUUAGUUUUAAAAUUGUUUUGUAUUUUCUUAUUCCUAUUCCCUUUACCCUUUGACAACUUGAAAUGUUACCACUUCGUCCUCAUGAUGUUCUUCUAUCAACCCUGCUUAGGAUGAGAACAAGUUGAGCAGUGCUAACGGCCAUGAAGAACGUAGCAAAAAACAAAGUUUCUGCCUCCUUGGAAAGCUCUACAUCUCCUUGUGAUUGGAGUGUGGGUUUCAAGAUUCCAGAAGGAGGAAAAAAAGCAAGAGCAGAAGUCGUAGUCAUGAACGAAAAAGAAGCAAAAGUAAGGAACGGAAGAGAAGUAGAGAUAGAGAAAGGAAAAAGAGUAAAAGCCGUGAAAGGAAACGAAGCAGAAGCAAAGAAAGGAGACGGAGCCGCUCCAGAAGCCGAGAUCGCAGAUUCAGAGGCCGCUACAGAAGUCCUUACUCCGGACCAAAAUUUAACAGUGCCAUCCGAGGAAAGAUUGGGUUGCCUCAUAGCAUCAAAUUAAGCAGACGACGCUCCCGAAGCAAAAGUCCAUUCAGAAAAGACAAGAGCCCUGUGAGGGAACCAAUUGAUAAUCUAACUCCUGAGGAAAGAGAUGCAAGGACAGUUUUCUGCAUGCAACUGGCAGCAAGAAUUCGUCCAAGGGAUUUGGAAGAGUUUUUCUCUACAGUAGGAAAGGUUCGAGAUGUAAGAAUGAUUUCUGAUAGAAAUUCAAGACGUUCCAAAGGAAUUGCUUACGUGGAGUUUGUUGAUGUUAGCUCAGUGCCUCUCGCAAUUGGAUUAACUGGCCAACGUGUUUUAGGAGUGCCAAUCAUAGUACAGGCAUCACAGGCAGAAAAAAACAGAGCUGCAGCAAUGGCAAACAAUCUACAAAAGGGAAGUGCUGGACCUAUGAGACUUUAUGUGGGCUCCUUGCACUUUAACAUAACAGAAGAUAUGCUUCGGGGGAUCUUUGAGCCUUUUGGAAGGAUUGAAAGUAUCCAGCUCAUGAUGGAUAGUGAAACAGGACGAUCCAAGGGAUAUGGAUUCAUUACAUUUUCUGAUUCAGAAUGUGCCAAGAAGGCUUUGGAACAACUUAAUGGAUUUGAGCUAGCAGGAAGACCAAUGAAAGUUGGUCAUGUUACUGAACGUACUGAUGCUUCCAGUGCUAGCUCAUUUUUGGACAGUGAUGAACUGGAAAGGACUGGAAUUGACUUGGGAACAACUGGUCGUCUCCAAUUAAUGGCAAGACUUGCAGAGGGUACAGGUUUGCAGAUCCCACCGGCAGCACAACAAGCUCUACAAAUGAGUGGUUCUUUGGCAUUUGGUGCUGUGGCAGAAUUCUCUUUUGUUAUAGAUUUGCAAACAAGACUUUCUCAACAGACUGAAGCUUCGGCUUUAGCUGCAGCUGCCUCUGUUCAACCACUUGCAACACAGUGUUUCCAACUCUCUAACAUGUUUAACCCUCAAACAGAAGAAGAAGUUGGAUGGGACACAGAGAUUAAGGAUGAUGUGAUUGAAGAAUGUAAUAAACAUGGAGGAGUCAUUCAUAUUUAUGUUGACAAAAAUUCAGCUCAGGGCAAUGUGUAUGUCAAGUGCCCAUCAAUUGCUGCAGCCAUUGCUGCUGUCAAUGCAUUGCAUGGCAGGUGGUUUGCUGGUAAAAUGAUAACAGCAGCAUAUGUACCUCUUCCAACUUAUCACAACCUCUUCCCUGACUCUAUGACAGCAACACAACUACUGGUUCCAAGUAGACGAUGAAGGAAGAUAUAGUCCCUUAUGUACAUAGCUUUUUUUCUUUCGAGAAUUCAUCUUGAGUUAUCUUUUAUUUAGAUAAAAAUAAAGAGGCAAGGGUCUACUGUCAUUUGUAUACAAUUCCUGUUACCUUGAAAAAUAAAAAUGUUGACAGGAAUGCAGUGUGCUCAUUCUCCCUAACUAGCAAAUCCCACUGUAUACAAAGCUGUCUCUUGUUCUGCCUUUUAAAUGUACAUGUAGAAAAUUACAUUAAGGAUCUAUAGGAAUAGCUCUGGGGGAUCAAAUGUGCUUAAUGUAAAAAGGCAGACAGGGAUUUAAUGUUUUUAAUGUUUCAGAAGCCUAACUUUUUACACAGCAGUUACAUUUCACAUUUCACUAAUGUUGAUAUUUGGCUAAUGGUUUAGCAGAGGAUUCUGGAAUACACAUUUAGUGUAUGGGAAUUCAAGACAGCUAAAGGGCUGUUCGAUUAACAUCUCAUCUUACAUUCUGAUCAGUUGGCAAGAAAAGAUUUAAAAAUAUAUUUCUUGAUGGUAUCUUUUCAAUUAAUGUAUUCUGUAAAAGUUUCUUUGUAAAUAUUAUGUGUUCUGGUGUGUCUAAGAUUCCAAACAAAAUGAUCCCUGCAUUUCCUCAAGAUGUUUAGCGACAGUCUGGUAAGCAAAGCAGUCUGAACAAGAACUAGGAAAUGCGGAAAUAGGUUUUGUCUGGUUGCAUAUAAUCUUUGCUCUUUUUAAGCUCUGUGAGCUCUGAAAUAUAUUUUUGGGUUACUUCAGUGUGUUUGACAAGACAGCUUGAUAUUUCUAUCAAACAAAUGACUUUCAUAUUGCAACAAUCUUUGUAAGAAUCACUCAAAUAAAAUUCUCUUUAAAAGGC
Talpa occidentalis (Iberian mole) is the source of this 3119-nucleotide messenger RNA. It is a transcript of the gene RBM39, whose product is annotated as RNA binding motif protein 39. Gene Ontology annotation, biological process: mRNA processing. Gene Ontology annotation, molecular function: RNA binding. NCBI's taxonomy places the organism in Eukaryota, Metazoa, Chordata, Mammalia, Eulipotyphla, Talpidae. The record is from RefSeq and is a predicted model, not a curated record. The coding region runs from base 1134 to 2255 and encodes 373 amino acids. The transcript has 18 exons. Gene Ontology annotation, cellular component: nucleus.